UGUUGCUGCUGCUGCUUUCGGAGAAUCGCCGAGGUACAACGCCCGACCGCCUGACCUUUUUUUUUUUGUUUAUGCCAAGAUGAACAUGGUCGAAUUGUUCGGCGAGGAUUCCGAUGGAGGCCAGGGUUCUCGCGAUUCUGGUUCCCGAUCGAGUUCCUCUUCUUCUUCGUCUUCCUCCUCCACCGCUACUUCGUCGUCGUCUUCCUCCAGCGGAAGCGGCGGCGGCGGCGGCGGCGGCGGAGGAAGUAGUGGAGAAGGCGGAGAUUCCAGUAGCGUGAGUGUGAGUGCGAGCAGUGGAAGAAGACCCGAUGGGAAUGAUGGAGGCGGAGGCGAAGAAGAGGUGGAUGAAGAAGUAGAGAGCCAUGGCAAUAACGCUGGUAAUAUCUAUGGUCAGGGCUUCUAUGAGGACGGGAAUGAAGAGGAGGAAGAAGAGAAGGAUCUCUUUGGCUCUGACAAUGAAGUUUACUGGAAUACACCUGCGACGAGCCCAUACCCUAUUCCUGUGUUACCACCGGCCAUACGCAAUAAUCAGCAUCAAGGAGGUAGAGGAGGCUUUGGGCGUGGCCGUGGAAUUCUUCCUCGACCUGGACCUUAUCCUCCUAGACAGGGCUAUGGUUAUGGUUACGGCUUGAGAUUUGCAAAUGGGAAUCGCGAUGAUCGGUUUGUGUCCGAGUUAAAACUUAACAAAAGCACAGAAACUUUGUCCAGAAAAGCUACCGUCUUCCAGGAGCCAUGCGAAAUUGCUAGUUAUAGUCGAGCAGAAGGUGGGGAAGUCUACUUUGAUGAGCGGAGCUUGAGACUUUUUAACCGGUCCAUCCCCGACCACAUUGGAGCUGAUUUGAAUCAAGGGUUUGAUUCUUUCACCGAAAAAAUAGAACAGGGUUCUCGGGAAUUUGGUGACCUACUAGCUUGUACAAGAGCGAAAAACCUUCCUCUGGGAAACAUUCAUUUUGUGACAUUUGCUGACUGCCUGAAGAAGAUAAUGGCUACUGCUUAUAUCCGGCAUGAGCCAUGGGAAAUGGGGGUGCAUAAGCGGAAUGGUGUGGUUUAUGUGGAAGAGCAUAAACUACCAGAGCGACCACAGAGUGAAUUGGACCGCCGCAUACGUUACUGGGGGUAUUGCUUUGAGGCCCUAGCUGUGGAAGACCCAGGAAGAGCUGAUGGUCAAGAAAUAAGCCAUGUUGAUGCCAAUCUCGAAUAUUGUGCUGUUAUCAAAACUAAAUUGGGUGCUCAUCGUAUUCUUAUGGGGGUGCAAAUGGAUUGUUGUGACUCAACUGAUGAAGGCAGGAGAUUUUAUGUUGACCUUAAAACCGCUCGUCAGUUGGAGCAUCGGACAGUGGAAAGAUUUGAGAGAGAAGAGCUGCUAAAAUAUUGGAUUCAUGCAUUUCUAACCGGGAUUCCCUAUAUUGUUGUCGGAUAUAGGGAUGACAGAGGUGUUCUGGUCGAUACAGAAAGAUUAAGGACAAAAGACAUAACGCAGAGAGUGAAAAUGAACAACUAUUGGCAGGGAGGUGUUUGUCUGGCAUUUGCGGACGAGGUCUUAUGUUGGCUUUAUGGAACAGUCAAAGAAAAUCAAGAUUACAUCCUGCAGUUCACUUCACCGUUCAUGCGUCUGGAACUCCUUCAAGCUCAGUCUUGCCCUGAAGUCAUCACCAGCCAUGUCGCCCAACUGUAACACUCAACAAAGCAGUGUUCAAAGGUUGGCAGAAAAAAAACAUUAGGUAUACAUAUAUUUUACUUUACAAUAAGAUCAAGAUUCAUUAGUUUCUUGAUACCCCCUCUCUCGGGAUCCACCGAAAACAUUAGGAAAAAAAAACAUGAUUUUUAUGUCCACAAAUAAUCUACCUUCCCCUGUUGCUCCCUUGGUUUAAGAAAAGAGGAGGAGGUUGUGAUUUCAUUAUGAAGGGGGUAAGGUCAUUGUUUCCAGUUUUGAGCUUCUGGGAAAAUUUUCUUGACCUAAUCUCUCUCUGUGUUGUAACCUUGGUACUAUAAUACUAGAGUAGGGAGAGAGAGGAUAUAUGAUCUUUUCUACAUGUGCUAAACUUGUAAAAGUAUAAUGGGCAUUGCAGUUUACAUGGUUUCCUUUA
Tarenaya hassleriana is the source of this 2087-nucleotide messenger RNA. RefSeq names its product decapping nuclease DXO homolog, chloroplastic-like. Lineage: Eukaryota; Viridiplantae; Streptophyta; Magnoliopsida; Brassicales; Cleomaceae. The record is from RefSeq and is a predicted model, not a curated record. The coding region runs from base 80 to 1675 and encodes 531 amino acids. The transcript has 13 exons. Gene Ontology annotation, cellular component: cytosol; nucleus. Gene Ontology annotation, biological process: nuclear-transcribed mRNA catabolic process; NAD-cap decapping. Gene Ontology annotation, molecular function: mRNA 5'-diphosphatase activity.